UUCCUCAGAAUAAAGCUGUCUCAUCCUACUCGGCGAAGAAUAGAAAACGUAGACAUGAAAGGACUCAAGAAGGCUCUUCUGCUUUGGAGCACAAUCUUCAUCUCAACUCUCGCUUGUUUUCAUGAGGUAUCUGCCUCUUCGGGUAAGCCACAGAUUUUUGACAAGUAAUCAUUUCCUGUUCAAAACGAACCGAAAUUGUUUAAAUACAAGCCACGGCACGCUCACUUAGAAGUUGAAAGUUGAUGCGGAAAAGCCAACAGGCUCCUAAGAGGGUCUCAAUGGGGUUAACCGUUAGCCGUAAAACGGCCAAAAUAUUUAGCCGUUAGGCGUAAAAAUUGACAAAUUUUAACCGUUAGUCGUAAAAAAAGUUAGCCGUAAAAAAUAUGUCUGGUGGAAACAAUGGAAAGGUGUUAACCGUUAGCCGGAAAAUGGCCAAAAUUUUAACCGAUAGCCGGAAAAGCCAUCACCCCAUUGAGUCCCUCUCCUAACGUAAAAUAGGAUAAAAUAAAUUACCCUGCUAUACUCUCCCAACGACGCAGCACCAUAGUUUUUUUACAAACCUACCCCAUUUAAUCUUCAAUUUAGAUAAACCUUUAAUCUGAACAUUUAUUUUUGUGAACAGUGUCAAAAGAACCGAAAGCUAGUAGUGUAGGGACAUUUAUUUAAUCAAAUGAGAGGUCAUCGAGAAAGUCUGAAGUCCACUGAUUGCGUAAAACCGUGCAUUGUGGUAGACCUCGUGAUAACAACCGGCCUUACGUAUUUUUGGGAUUUCUUGUAACCUUUUCGUUUUUCGAAAAAAAGAGAUAUCCGUACGUGGAGUAUUAGAAUAUAAUGCAAUAAUGACCAACGUAAUGGAAACUUUCGGAAUCUAGAUUUGUUCUUCACUGUUAUUAUGCUUCCGACCCCUAUCGAGUUCACUCAUUUAUGCUCUGUGCCUUAAAAAAAAAAAGAUAUCAGCAAUUAAAACAAAACCUAGCAAAGACAGAUUCCGACGGAGCCCUGUUGCAAAGAAGUCAGUCUUAUUCGAAAUGAAUGCAUGCCAAUAAUUUGUUAAGAACCGUGAAAUUUGAUCGUUGCGUUACAGAAGUUCUUUAUGUUCCAAUAUUUGCGGUCAGAAACAAAGUGAGAUGUAAAAGAAAGAAAAAAAACAACAAUGCAUUGUAGAAUUAAGUGUUGUCAUUGAAAAUGAGGGCUAACAUCUGAUAAAGAUCAAUAAAAUAAACCAUGAUAAUUUCAGUAUCUUUAGAUUUGCUUUGCAAUCAGCAGAUUAAGUGAAUUGAUGAGAUUCUGAGACAGACUUUGACCUUGAAAAACUGUCUUGUCUAGUAGCACAACUGCCAUAAAAACAAAACGGAAAAAAAAGUUCCACAUUCGUUUUUAUCGAAAAAAUAUUAGAAGAUUUUGUGCUUUUGCAUGUAACAUCGCUUUUGACAUAAUAAAUCAACUUUUGGAAAUUUGAAAUUCAUGCUAAUGUAAAAUCUGGACUCCAUUACUUCGUAUCCAGUAGUAAACAAUCAGAUAAUGAGUAUCGAUCGAGAAAAGAGAAUGUGCGCACAACAUGUUUGUGCCUCUGAGUGCCCUCCUUCAGAGACGGAAGCAAAACUUAUUUCUCUAAUAUUCAAGUUGGUGUCGUCUUUAUUCUGUAUUCAGGACUGGGGGUUCCUUUUAAUAAUAUCAUACUUGUUAAAAGAACAUGAUUGAUAAAGUGAACUAGGCUGGGCAACGCUUCACCAAAACAUUUGAUAUUUUGAAAAUCGAAUUUUCUAUUGUCAUUCUUGUAAACGACUCAGCGGGAGGGAGAAUGAUGGCUCAUAACCGUUUUUCCUGUAGAAAAAUGUACAUUCCCCUUUAUCAUGGGCGAAAAAACGGACUAUGAGAUCAGAAAUAUUAAGUUUAUUAUGCACAUUUUUCUUUUUUUUUUGGGGGGGGGAAGGGGAAGGGGGGGGGGGAGGGAAGGGGUGGGAUAUGAGGAAUGUGGCAAUUCCUCACCAGUGCCAAAUCUUUAUUUGAGAUCGGUUAUCAUUAAUUCGCCUCUGAAUCUUUUGAAAAAUGUAUUAUGGUUGUUUACGAUUAUUUUCCUUUGUUUGUUCUUUUUCAUAGCAAUGAGGCAUUCGUGCAACUCGCCAUGUCUUCUGGUUGCAAAUUUAGACCGCGUAUUAGCGACUAUAGCGUUGUUGCCGCUAUAGUCUAUGGACUCUAUCAAGUUCCAUUGACUCAGCCAGAAUAUAAGCUUUCUUCUUCUAUCAAGGGUGAUACCAGUUGAAUACGUAACAUUAUGUACCGCUAUAGUGACACGCUGUGUUCCGUAUAAAGUAGAUCUUUCCACCUUAGAAAUAUUUCCCCUAUCAAUCCAAAACAUCAAUCUGUGGAGAUAAUCACCCAGCUGCAUCGGUUAUUAGAUUUAUCAGCAAUUUACUUCAUCAUUUUAUCUCAACCUUAGAUUUUCUUUUAAAAAGUCUUCCUAAUUAAUAAUUGGUUUGCGGGAUCUUUCACGCGUUCAUACAGUACUUACAGUAUUAUGUAGGAUCUGGCUCUCAAGUAAAAAGAUGUCAGCGCAAUGGAACUUGGAGUGGACAGAAUUAUUCUUGUCAAAGUAGGUCCUCGAAGCUUGGUAAAGACCGAUAUGUAAUAUAUUCCGUUUUAUUUUUGACAAGUAAUCAUUUCCUGUUCAAAACGAACCGAAAUUGUUUAAAUACAAGCCAUGGCACGCUCACUUAGAAGUUGAAAGUUGAAGCGGAAAAGCCAACAGGCUCCAAACUAAAGGUAAAAUAGGACCAGAAAAAAUCAAUCGUACGAUGUAUUGAUCGAAGGAUAGUCAUUGAGUUCAAAUAGGAGUUAUGCCAAGAGUAGUGUAAUUACAAGGCCUUCUGAGUUACACCAUUGUCCUCGAACGUAUUUAUACAUCUUUUACUUAUUCGUAAACCUCUUUAUCACAAAAUGGUCUGAUUAUUUAAACAAAGGUUAGACGUUGUUUAACAAAGCCGCAUCCGAAACAAAGUCAAACUCUUCACGGUGGCCAAUUUAUAUUAUCAACUCAGUCGAUAAUUUUAAAUUACCCUGUUAUACUCUCCCAACGACGGAGCACCACAGUUCCUUUAGAAACUUACCCCUUUUAAUUUUCAAUUUAGCUAAACCUUUGAUCUGAACAUUUAUUUUUGUGAACAGUGUCAAAAAGGCCGAAAGCGAGCAGUGGAGGGACAUUUUUUCAAUUAAAUGAGAGGUCAUCGAGAGAGUUUGAAGUCCUCUGAUUGCGUAAAACCGUGCAUUGUUAGACCUUGUGACAACAACCGGCCUAAUGUAUUUUUCGGAUUUGUUGUAACAUUUUCUUUUUUCGGUUACUGAUCACUGCAAUCGAAGGUAAGGGAUAUCCGUACAUGGAGUAGUGGAAUCUAAUGCAAUAAUGACAUGAUGGAAACUUUGGGAAUCUGUUCUUCAUUGUUAUUAUGCUUCCGACCCCGAUCGAGUUCACUGAUUUAGGCUCUGUGUCUUAGGGAAAAAAAGAUAUCGGCAAUUAAAACAUAAAACUUAGCAAAGAUAGAUUCCAACGGAGUCCUGUUGCAAAGAAUUCGGUCUCAUCGAAAGGAAUGCAUGCUAAUAAUUUGUUCACAACCAUGGACCUCGAUCGUUGCGUCACAGAAGGUCUUUACUUUCCAAUAUUUGCGGUAUGGAAACAAAGUGAGAUGUCAAAGAAAGAGAAAAACGACGAUGCAUUGCAAAUGGCAUUAAAUGUCGCUAUUGAAAAAGAGGGCUAACACAUAAUAAAAUAAUAUAAAUAAUAUAAAACCAAAAUCUCAGUAUUUUUAGAUUUGCUUUGCAGUCCGCAGAUUAAGUGAAUUGAUGUCAGACUUUGACCUUGAAAAACUGUGUUACUGAUAAUAACGCAACUGCCAUAAAAACGAAAUGGCAUAAACAAUUGCGCUUUCUUUUGUUGUAUGAAACCCGACUUCAUUAAAGAAAUAUAUGAAGAUUUUGUGCUUUUGCAUGUGACAACGCUUUUUACAUAAUCAAUAAAUCAAUCUUUCUAAAUUUGAAAUUUAUGCUAAUGUAAAACCUUAACUCCAUUAUUUCGUAUCAAAUAAUAAACAAUCAGAUAAUGAGUAUCGAUUGAGAAAAGAGAAUGUGCGCACAACAGGUUUGCGCCUCUGAGUGCCCUCCUUCAUAGUUUGAAGUAAACCUUAUUUCUCUAACACUCAAGCUGGUUUCGUCUUUAUUCUGUAUCCACUUUUUAAACUACCUUAAAGCAUGGAACACUAACUCAGAUCCAUUAGGUGAUAGUUAAUGGGCUGUCAAUCAUUGUCCAUGGUAAUCGUGUCACACUUUACUAACGAAUCACAUCAAGUUACGUAAUGUUUGGAUUCUGUUAACAAAAUUGAAAUUACGCAUACAAGGAGAUCCACAGAGAAAAGAGCUUUCAAAGACCGUUACAUAACAAUAACAGUAAACAGAACGAUUAGAGAACAAAGGGGGUACCUAGGGAACCGCUUCUUAACGAGCUACGUGCUCUUCGAAGAAGCAGUCUGAUUAUAAAUUCAGUGCGGAGGAUGAAAGCCACGAUUUAUUUCACAUAAAGUCACCUUGAGCGAAAGAGGUUUGAAAAAAAGGGCUGAAAUUAGAAUAACAGAAUUCUUUCCUGAUCGUGAAUUCGACAUGAGGUUUACCCAAAAUGAAAAUCUGUAAGGAAACAAAAUAUAAAAAGAUAACAAUUAAUCUGGUUGCUAAACUAGGUCUCUAAGAGCAUAAUAGAUGUUCAACUAACUUUUACAGUUUUUGCUGAAUGGCUUACGAUAUACAUAGGCAUAGUAUUUCCAUUUAUAUUCUCAACACCUAGUUGAGUUAGAAUUACAUAGAAAGAAAAGUUCCUGCUUGAUACAAAUUUCGACUUUUAACAAUACCAGUCAAUAUAAAUGAAUUAUCAAUUGGUAUUUUCAAUCGAGAAAUAUCAAUGUUGUGCUCUUCAAUUAAAUGAAUCAAAUUCAAUCGAAUUUAGAUCGAUAUUUAUCGAUUGGCUCCCGCAUUUCAGGAAAAGUGAUUUAAUACAGGAGUUGUGCCUUAUCACCUUUUUCGUUUUUCUUUCACUUAAAACUAGGUAACCAUUAAUACCAGUCAAGACAAUUUAAAAGGCGUUGAUUGCUACUUACAAUCGACAGAAAUCAGUACAGGUAUAAAAAGUAUUGCUAUUCGAGUAAUUUGCCUUUUUUUAUUAUUUCCUGUAGAACUGAGACGACGUACUUGCAAUCACCCAUGUCUUUUGGUUCCCAGUUAUGACCACAUAUUGGCUUUGGAUUUCGGUAAUAAGACGAGUUAUUCAGUCAUUUCCAAUUUGACCAAUGCGGUAGCUUUAGACUUUCAUUACAACUUGGGCUACAUAUUUUGGAGUGAUAUCGGAGACCAAAACAUCAAGCGCUCGAAUAUGGACGGCACAAACAUUUCAAUCAUCCAAAACGACACAGGGUACUGUUGGGGUCUAGCGGUGGAAUGGAACUCAUUGCAGCUGUAUUGGACUGAUGUAACAAAUGGUACUAUAUCGAUAUCAGACUUUCAUGGAAGUAACAAGAGAAUUCUCUGGUCAUCAAAAUUUGAAGUGCCGGACGGAAUUGUUCUCGACCCACACGAAGGGUAAAUACGCAUCAGAAGUACAAUUCACCGAUAAGUAACAAUUCAUUGAAUAUUCUAUAGCAUUAGAGGCAAGCUUUUAAGUGGCAUUCAUUUGCUGUGAUAUUGGAAUAAUGUAAGAAGUGACGAUAUGAGGAUUAAGGACAAGAAAAACAAUCCCUUACCCUUGACCCUCAAAUAAUUCCUGUGCUUGUAAUGGUACCGUUGACGACCUAAAGGGAUCUCCUUUGGAAGGUGGAUCUUAUAACUCGAGGAUCACAUCUGAAUAACAAGUAUUAAGGGUAUUCGAUGAGAGGAAGUUUGCGAUCAGAAACGGCCCAUAUCGAAUUACAGACUACAGGGAAGCAUGAAUUUAAGGGACCAUCUAAGGUCUUACUCAAAAUUUAUAGUGGCUUUCAAACCUUGCCAAACUCAAACUUGCAAAGAGAGAGUUCCUUAUAUAUUGAUUGCAAACCAGUCGAUUUAAAGUUGCAGCUUUAUAAAUAGUUAGACAUGGUCGGAAACCAUUUCUAAGGACACAAAUAUUGUUUUACUUUACUGACCACUAAUUCACCCUGUGGGAUAGGACGUGAAACUUUUAGGAUAGAGUAUGAGAAUCACUUUGCAAGUGGAUCGCCUUUAGUCUGUGUUUUCUUUUGAUAAAUACCAUAUUUUCUUGACAAAUUAUGCAUCCCUUACUGCCCUAAGCCACUCCCUUUAGACCGAGCAUAUUUCUCUUUCUCACCCUCGGGAAAUUUAUGAGUAGAUAAUUGCGAUGGCUUAUUCGACAGAUUGAUGUUUUGGACUGACUGGGGGAAUCCGCCGAAAAUCGAGAAAUCAACUUUACAUGGCACAAAUCGUGUCGCCAUAGUAACGACCAAUCUUAGGCACCCAUUUGGUAUCACUCUUGAUCGACGAAACAAACUUAUUUUCUGGGUGGACAAUGGAAUGGACGUGAUAGAAUCCGUUGACUACAACGGAAACAGCAGAAAACUUCUCUUUCACCGGCCAGGAAUGUCAUUCAGUGGAGUUACUUUUACGUCAUCCUAUUUGUUCAUCAAUGGUUGGAAUCAAAACUGGGUUUCUCAGUUGGAUGCCUAUAAUGGAACAGUGGUAGGAAAUGUAACAACCGGCGGCAUUUUAACCGGGGGAAUCGUCGCAUUGAACGGCUCACUGCAGUUACCAGGUUUGUGUUGCAACUUAACAAAACUGCACUUAUCAAUAUGUAGCACGGGAAGAUGGAAGGAGAAAAGCAUAAUUAGAGAGGGAAGUGAACGCAGUCGAAAAGUAAGAGCUUCUUUUUCUUGGAGGUUGUAACCGCUCCCUUUUCUCCAUCAUUUAUUUUGAAAUGCUAAAACGAAACGGUUAAUGACAAAAUGUAAACACAAGUUUUGCAAGGUAGUCCCAUAUCUGCCCCUAAAUUUUGCUUGUAAAUAGAAUAAGUGAGAUGGUAAGUUUUGAGCUCUGUAAAGAAAUAAAGAAGGAUGUUUUUCGUCUUGUCACGAGCGUGGGAUAAAGAAAAAAAUUCCAUAAGGAAUCGAACCUCAGACCUUCGGAUUCCGCGCUCUGAUGCUCUUCCACUGAGCCACAGAGACUCUACCGUGGACGAAAGAAAUAGCGAAAUGGAAAUAGAGCACGCUCGUGACAAGACGAGAAACAUUUUUCUCUAAGGUUUCUGUUGUUGUUGAUUUGAAGUGUGUAGGUUUCUUAUCUUGAAUGAUCAUUGUUGUAUAAAAGCAACAGUUCCAGAUACUUUUGUUACGUUUUAUUUCCUUUUUCUUUGCAAUAAAAAUGUGUCCGGCGUUACCUGCGCCGACUGAUGGAGCAAUACUUGGAUGCCCAGGAAAUGCAAGUGUAAAUUAUGAUACAGUCUGUCAGUUUUUGUGCAACAAUGGCUACAAAGGUUAUGGUUCUCAAGAAAGAAGAUGUCAACACGAUGGAACCUGGAGUGGACGAGAGUUUAUUUGUCAAGGUAAGUAGCAGUAUAUUCACUUUCCGAUGAAAAAUUGUGUGAUGAUUAAGGAGAGAAGAUCAUACUUCAAUAUUUCCUAAACCACCUCCUAGCUCAACUUCCUCCAACUACGAAAAUGGCCAUUGACGUUUUCCGCUAAGCAAAUCAGAUUGCAAAGUUUCGAUCGGCCGAAGUUUGAGUAUUAAAUAGAGCAGAGUAAUGUUGUCCGUCUGCCUGUUUGUUUGUUACUUGUUUUUUUCGUUCUUUAUUUGAAAGAAAAGUGGAAAUAAUUCUCAAAAUUUAUUCCAAAACUCUGCGACAAACUUUGAGAAAAGGGUACUCCCAACAGAUUUUAACUGCAACCACCAUCUCACUUUAGAUUUAGUUCGAUCAUUCACAAUCAUAUUGAUUUUUAUUGUUCAGCUGUUAAAUGCACUUUACCAACCAAUGGCAUACUCUUGGGAUGUAACACGAACUCCACAGAGAUGUCGCUUGGCGCAGAAUGUAGGUUCUCUUGUAAGGAAAGAGCUGAGGAGAUCGGUUCAACAGUCAGGAAAUGUUCAGAGAAUGGAACCUGGGGUGGUGUGGACCUCGUCUGUGCAGGUAUAAGAUUUACGAAUACCUACUUCUGGAGAGUGUUGCUCCCUCGUACUAUUGAUGAUCUUGGAAGACGAAUCAGUUUAAGAUCAUCAAUAGUCUUUCCAAGGUUGGCUGCGAUUGUAGAUCGCGACAGUUGAUCUAACAUCGUGGUGACAAUCAUUUUUCUAAUGGCUACGUCGUAUAUCACAUGUGUGUAGGAAUUCAAAGAACUUACGAUCUAACAUCACGAAUCGAUACAAGAUCGUAAGUAGCCUUUUCAAGGUUUGUAGCGGUUAUUGAUCAUGAUUGGUCUAACAACAGCUUAUAAUCUUUUGUUUGGGUCGGAGCAGCCGAGCCAAUGCAUCGGCGCUCGGAUCAGUCGAUUUAUGAUCGUAGAAUGGAUCGUCACUGUCUGUAAGUGUCCAAGACUCAGUAACGAUACAUUUGUCUCGUACUGCAUAUUCGCUUUUAUCAGUGAUUUUGAUACUGAAUAGGGAGAUGACACCUGCUGGUCCAAUGUAUCUUAAUUAUAAAUACUAAUCCCAUGUUGAGCCUAUUCGUUUAGAGUGCUGGUCUUUAUUGCGAUGCGGUUCACGAUACCAUCAGUUGGCAUCUUAAGGCCUUUGAUCCAGACCGAGAAGAUACAGAGUCACUGUAGACUGACAGAGAUUAAACUGAUUGACGAUAAGUAGAUGCAGAUGAUAACUCACGGUUGAACAUUUUGGACAUGAACCCUUAGGACGUGGAAUUUUUCCAGGUACCUGAAAUAUAGAUUUUUUUUGGGUGGUAAGAAUUUAACCUAUCGUUUUUGUAGUGCUUAAACAGUCAGAGGUCUAAAAUAUAUAUAUAACAAAAGCAAAAGAGAAUAAAGAAGCAAAGAAAAGGUAUUUCGAAAACUAAAUUCUAAUUUUUAGAUUAAUUUUUCACGCACGGUUUGAGGGUCGCCCGAAAACGAAGAUUUUCAGAACACAAUCAAAAUUCAAAAUACCUUACGAACCUGAUUGAUUGCGAUAAGGGGAAAAUUGGAGGAGGCAUUUCUGGACUUAACAUAGAUGAAAGAACCCCAAAGCGGGUAAUUUUUUAAUUGGUGCAUCGAUUUCAUCAGCGAAGCCGAUUGGAAAUUUCCUUGGUUUUCAUUUUGCACUGAAUUUUCUUGUUAAAAUUGUUUCUGAUUGCUUUUCAGAUGUUUUCCUCUUAUCCCUGCGGUACAGAAAUGCAAAGAAGUCUAUUCCAAAGGAUACAAUGGGACAAUUAUUUUCUCUUGAUUUCUUGCAUUACAUUUGGAACUCUGAAAUGGUCUCUUCUAGGGAUGCACGAAUUUGUAAUGAUUUACCAACUGAUGCAAAAUCAAAUAUUACCGCUUCAUAGAUUCGUUAUAUAUAUUUAGAUACAAAACGUAAUGCUAUUAUUUUUUAUAAGAUCCUUGUUGAGAACACAAAUGUGAUUUAUCGAUUCAGGUAGUUAAUAAGUCAAUACCUAAAAUUAAACCUUUAGUCAUGGUGAUCAAUCUGAAAACAAAACAACCUUGACUAUUUGUUUAAACAUACAGGCUAAAUUGUAAAAAAAUGCUUUAGCAUUUUUGAAAAAAAAAAAUAAUUCAACCGCUCAUUUUCGAUAAGUUAAUGGAUUGUUUUGCUUCUUUGAGCUUGGGGAACUUCCAUCACUGUGGAUGAUUAGUGAUUAGUUACUUAUAAGGAUAUUCCUGCAAAUGUGUUGCAUGUAGCGGCCAAUAAUAAAAGGAAGAAAAGGGAAAACAAAUAGACUGCUCUAGUCCCUGGACAUGUAAGCUUUGUUUCAUGUGACGGAGCAGGAGUAAUGAUCACUGAAAUAAAAAUUGAAAGCAAUCCUCCUUAGUAUCACAGAAACAUAUCAAACUCUCUCCCCAGAGCGACGAACAUUUGUUUUUCUCGGUUCCAGGUGUACGCAACCACUAACCCCACGUAAUACGCAUGCUCUCCGUUACGAAUUUUCAAAAUGGCGGACAGGCCAAAGAGGGAAAUUAAAAAAACAAAGCGAUUUUGCAAUGAAUACUCAACAUACACCCCCGUUAGAAAGGCGAAUCCACGGAAGAGAGAUACAAAACUGUAUCAUAUCGAGAUCGAUAUGAUAUUAAAUCGAUACCGAGGACUCGUUUCCAACUUGCUAAGAAGUGCAUUUAAUUUCCCUCCGCCACGAUUACUAGCUUUCUUGACAGCUUUCUGAAGACAGAAUACUUUCUUUCUGAAGACUUCUGAUAUGUGGCUAUUGAUUAUUACACCUCGUAUACCUCAUUGCUCAAACACUUUGUUCGCGAUUGUUGAAAGGACCGACUCAUGGUUCUCCGUCUUCGUCUUUACAUUGCUUUGAAAUAGAAAAGAUUAGUAAGCUGAAACGAAAAAUUAAUCAGGGAAGUUUACGAAAAAUCCAGAAAACAAGCUUAAAAAAGGCAUUUAUUAAGACUUCAUUCUUCAACGAACUUCACAAAUCUUAUUUGUUUAUCUUGUAAGUAAACGAUGGCAGAUUAAUUCCCGAAGCGCCUACUGCGUUUCCCGAUCCCUAUCCUACUGCUUUCACGCUUACAAAACAGGAAAAAAUCAAAAGGAGGAAGAUACAGCUGUUUUGAAACGCCAUUUGACGAGGGUUAAUCUGCUUUUUGUUCGACACUUUAUUUAUCAAAAUAAAGGAAAUUUGUUCCUUUUUUUGAUUCUGGCGGUACAUUUUUAAUUUGCGCCUGCGUAAAAGAGAUAUCGCCCGAGACCCUUUGCUCGGUCGUGUUUUGAUCAAAACGCCUUGUUAAUUUCACGCAACCGCUCUGAGAAAAGGUAAAAAUGACGAGGAUUAGAAAAUUAGCGACAUAGAAAGCCACAAUAUUAUAGUUUAAUAUUUCAGAGGUACAUUGAGUGCUUUUCCGUAGAGAAUCCCAUACGAUGGUAAAACAUUCGAAAAUUACACUCGAUUUGAGUGGGGUGUUGAAGUGGGCGUGGUCACUACAUUCAUGUUAAGACCAUUUGUACCCCAUGAGUUUGAUAUGUGUAUAAAGAACAGUAUGGAGAUUUUGUGUUCUAGUGUUAGGGUGUAGAACGUUAAACUUCAGGGGCCGUAACCUGCAGAAAGAGAAGGAAUUCAUUCAAGAUGCACUCUAAGCUUAACCAAUCAAAUGCAAACCUUUUUUUAUCUCGGGAAGAUUGUCUUUCUUUUCUUUUAACACUUAAGAGGUAAGAGAUCUGGAAAAAAAGCAAAAGAGAGUCUCAGUGAAGAAGUAUGUCAGACGGUUAACUGUAAAAAUCUUGUCUGCUCUGACAAAAGACGGUUAAAGAUCAGGCCAUUUGACGGUUGAAGAUUGAUUUCUCGAAACGAUAGCCUAGCGAAAGUCGUCAGUCGAGGCGCUAAAUUUUCAUAAAAUUGUAUAAAAUUCCUGCAGAAGUCCGUGCUAGACGAUCGAAAGACUUGGAUAACUUUUCCCCAAAGGGCUACUCUCUGUUAUGUCAAAAAGCAAUCACUCCGAUUUAUUUCAUGUUCAUGCGUACUGAAGGGAAAAAAAUUGCGUAGAGCGGAAUUGCAUAGUUCGUAAUUUCCGCGCAAUUUCGGCGAUGGAGUCGCAAAAGAGCGGCAGGAGGAAAUCAAACGAAGAAACAAAAACGAUUUUCGUGGGUUUAUUUUUGAGUUAUUUUUUUUUUAUUAAAAAAAAUUUAUGUUAGCGUACAGAAAGUGGUAUGUUGCUCGCACCAAUCAAAUCGUUUAGGGUAUGUAUCUCGCACCAAUCAGAUCACCGCAUUAGGGUAUGUAUCUCGCACCAAUCAGAGCGUCGUUUUUGUUUGAGAGGUGUUCAAAUUUCAACUAAGAUAUGGGGGAUUCGGGGAGAACGGUUUGUAAAUUGAAAUCAUCUUUUAGAAUGAGAAACGUUGGCUUUUCUGUGUUUAUAACGAGUAUUAUACCGCAAUGGAAAUGGAGUUCUGUGCACUGUAGCGCGAUCAUGGUUAUUGUUCCUCCACGACGAAAGUGAGUGGAAAAUUUUUGAAUCAAAUAUCGCUUGAAGUGUUGAUGAGUUGCAUCAAACAUUUUGAUUUGAGCAGUUCUUUAACGGCAAGCUUUGUUGCAAGAUUCAUUAUUUGUUGAGUGUGCCGAUUAUAUUUUUCUGGAUUGGUUUGCUCGGUGCUAUUUCUAGAUGAAUGUCUGAUUAAAAUUAACUAUGGAAGAUUUUGUGUAAGUUUUCGAUGACUGGAGGAAAUGAUCUUGUGGAGACGUUUGUGUUUGGCCAAGGACGAAUUCAGAUACCAUCGUUAGCAUGUUUAUUUGAUUUUGAUUGCUGGAAUUAAUGAUUUACGGAGGUAAGUUAAUAUGUUGUGAUCUACUAACGUCGAAAAUAUAUUAAGUCGAUGAAAAAGUUUUGGUCUCGGUCCGCAUUUUUGUCAACAAAAUAAACACAUACCACUUAAAAAGAUGAUAACACGGACCACGUGCAAAGCUGUCGAUUGUUUCUUGAAUGUUGGGCGGUUAAAUAUUCAAUGGCGAGAUCUCAUUUACAUCUACAUCUAUUUUUAUUACGUUUGUAAAACCUGUAUAGACAUCACACCGACCAACUCACCCACAAAGUGAGAAGAAUAUAUGAAGGCUUGAAAUUAUAUUACGAUCGAUUUUAAUCAAGAAAUGGGCUAGGAAUAUGUCACAAUUGUGCAAAUAAUCGUGAAAGCUGAUCGCGGAGAAGCGAUUGCGUGACACUUGCUAAGUUGUAAGAUGACAUGUUAUCAUAUAGCAGACGAGAAAACUCUUCAGAUUCUCAGUCUGCAUUUUGUACCCACUCUGCAGUCUGCAGUCUACAUUUUCUACCUAGUCUACAUUUUGUAUCCGGUGUGCAGUCUGCUGUCUGCAUUUUGUACUAACACGUAUCCGUGGCACCAAUACAGUUUAUUUUUGGUUACAGUUAUUCGCACAACACGCAUAAUCUACCACAAAAUACCUGUGUGUGAGUUAAUUCGACAUUUUCGUUCUUUUCCGCGUUAAUACUCUUCUUUCCUUUUGUAAGAAUGUAGACAUCACUUACAAUGUUUCAAGUAAUCAACCCACUCUACAAAAAGUAACUCUUGCAUUCGUAACAUGCCUAUGUUACUACAAACACAAUUGGAUUUCUCUCACAGCUCUCAAAAUACAUACGUCUUGAUUCCUGAUUCUUAUCAAACUGAAAUCUGACUUGCAACUGGGUACCUUAAUAAGUUGUGACUAAAGAAAAGAAUUAUAGCCUCAUGCCUCGAAAAUAAUUUCCACUGCGAUCCAUGACUGGAGAGAUUCUUGGCGUGUUUCCUAAAACAUUUAAAUUUAUGAACACUUCAAUUUCCUACAGCUGGGAUAAGACUCCAGGCUAAUGGCAGAUUUCAUAUUAACGGAUUUUUAGAGUGCCUUCCAUCAUUAUUUAAACAUUUACCAAGGUCAAGUCGGUAAAUGUGGAUGGUUAUUUGGCGGCAGAUGAUGCAGUAACCCUUUGUCAUACCCGGAUCUGCUAAUAUCUGCAUUAGCAUUCGCAACUCCUGUUUAGAACACAUUUCUGAUAAAAUUCCUAUUCUUCAGUCUUGUCGCAAGCAAGAAGGAUGACAGAAUUAGAAUAGAAUGGUAUUUUGGAGCACAUAAGUAAGGACUCCACCCCACCCUACACAGUAGGAAAACGCCACUCCACUUCACCCCUAUUGAUUGUUACCGGAACUUAAAAAAUUUGGUUGUAUACUCGAGCUUUUGUGUAAGCUCGUUCUUUGUCGAAGACGAAUGAUGACAACAAACGGCAAUGCCUUGUUGGAGAUGUUCGGAAUAUUUAUUUUGUUUUUAUCAAGAGAACACUACAGAGUAAUUUCGUGUGGAGGUGAGUAAAAUUUAUACUCAUUUGGUUGUGUCCUUGUUAAUGUUAACACGUUUGGGAAUACAAGGCGAAAACUGUUGAUGAGUGCCAAACAAUUCUAUCUUUUGGUUAUGUGGGUUGCGUUAAGCAUUAAAGGUGCAUGGUCGAACGGUUGUCUUAUAAAACAAAUGAGCCCGAUUAACUUCAGGAAAUUAAUGAAUCAAGAUCUCUGAGAAGAGUAAAAAUAAUCCGCAGUAACCGUGCCGAAACAUGUAAUGGCAGCAGGAAGUAUUAACAUCACAUGCUAAAGCUCAAACCUACAGGAUUAAUGACUGCUCUAUAAAGCUCUAAUCGACGAAUGUAUCGGCCAUUUUAAAUUAUUCAUUUGUUGAGCAGUCAUAGAAGUUUGAGUGAAGUUUAGCAAUUUUUUCAUUACUUAUACAACAGUCUUACGACUGGGGUUUUGUACUGAAAAUUGCAUGCUGUUUGGAUCACCGCAUGUUUUGCAUUCCUCGGGUAAAAACACGGCAAACCAACGUAAGAAAAUUAAUGGAGUAAAUUGCUACCUAGGUACCAGCCAAGGUUUGUUUGACCCAACGCAAAUGUAUUUAACAGAUUCCUUUAUUUAUUAUAUUUAUUUAUGUGAGUACAUUUGAGGGUUAAGCGACUGCUUAGGAUGUGUACAGACCAGUAGGCCGUUGUCGAGCGUAGAUCAAAUAAGAGUCGUCACGUACGUAACGUCACGCACGUUACGUUUCAUUAAAAAAAAAUCUCACAGAGCCAUUAAAGACUAUCUUGCUUGUUGUGAAAAUCUAUCGAAUGACCUUCGUUGUUCUGAGUUAUUUCAAGCACAAACUUUUCUUUUUCUUUUCUUCGUUAUAUCACUGUUUGAAAAAACUUCCCAGUGACGCGAGGAGGUAAAUUACAUUUGCAGCCUGUUUUUUGAAAGGUCACGCAACACUCCCUGCCUAUCCUCUCAACUUGUGGCCGCAUCUUCAUACCAACCGUUGCUGACCAGAUUAUUUUUCAUUUAUUUUCGAUUCUGGUAAUAAACGAGAGGAACUGAAUUCAAACAAAUAAACAAAUGAGAGUUCUUAAGUGCGUUUAAAUUUUGCGAGAUAUAAAAAGAUUUAAUGCCAAUACAACAAUCUCCUCCGAGCAAAGAUUUUUCUACUUUGACAAUUGCGCACACAGUCCUCUUCAUGUUAGCUUUUGGAUUUAUAUAAAUUUUUGGACCUCACUAUUAAAAAAAAAUAUUUAGAUUAUUCCACAUUUUACAAUUAAUUUAUCAUCAUUCUUGACACUAUUCAUACUUUGUUAUUUAGGACUUAUUUAUAUUCGUAAAUAUUUCUUAACGUUAUUCUUGUAAAUAUUUAUUAUUAUCAUAUUCGUUGUGAAGCGCUAUCGAUCUUUUUGUUGUAUAUAGUGCUGUAUAAGCGAUAAUUUAGGUUACUUAGUAACUUCCUUACUUAGUAACUUCCUUGAAAUUUAAGGGACAUGACACAAAUCAGGACAAUGUUGGCUGGAAGAAUUUAGUGAAACAAAAUAUUUGAUGGACAUACUCUUCAUAAGCGUUCUAAAAAUCUUUUCAUAUUUUCCGGUUGUCUUCUAUAAAACAACCAGGCAAAUUUUGCUUAGUCCGAGAAUGACAAUCUCGCAAACGGAGUCUUCGAGCUGCUCGCAAAAGUCUUCACACAACUGUAAAUUCAAUCAGGUGUCUCGUUUGCGUCGCCGUCAUGACUGCGUUAAGUGACUAAUUUUCAAGGAAUAGGAAUGGUUGUCAAUUUCUUUGGCUGUUGAUACUCCUCCCCUUCUCCUCCCCACCCCUACUGCUCUUAAUCGGACUGUUUGCAGGCAUUAACUUAGAUCCUUCUAAUAACCUCCCCCUCUCUCACCCUUACCCCACUCCCACUCCCAAAUAUCACCCCUGAACGCAACGAUUGAUGGUCUAGCGUAAUUACUCCAGGAUGUUUUUGUUUGGUUGUUUUUAAUUUGUUUGUUUGCUUGACAUUCGGACCACAUGACAUGCUCGAGCCACGGUAAAUUGUGAAACAAAAUAAACUCACCUCACGAAACUCCCAAGGCUCGCACUAACCACAUGAAUAAAAUGAAUUUGUAUAGCUUUAGUCAAAUGAACUUGAUUAGGUUAGUUGCAGUAAAUCAAUCUUGAUAAAUGUUGUUCUCCCUUCUAGUUUUAACUGUCCCUUGCAAGCCCCCGUGCCUCAUUGUAUCAACAACGACAGAAAUAGUGGCCUUGGAUUUUGACAACAACACAAGUUCCCAGAUAAUAUCGGGUUUAUCAAGAGUCAUAGCCCUUGAUGUUCAUUACAGCUUGGGGUACAUUUUUUGGACUGACGUUUCAGACUUAAAUAUCAAGAGAUCUUGUAUCGACGGAACAAAUGUUACUAUAAUUCAUUCCACAACUGGAACGUGUGACGGGCUUGCUGUGGAAUGGAUGAGAUACCAGUUGUACUGGACUGACACGACAGAUGAUGUCAUUCGAGUAUCAGACCUUGAGGGCAAAAAUACACGUAUCUUAAUUUCUUUAGGUCUUGAUGAGCCUCGAGGGAUUGCACUUGACCCUGAGCGUGGGUGAGCUGAUGUUCAUGAGGAUAUUAAAAUUAAUGAUGUCUAUCGGUUCAUAAUGUUUGAUAGAGAUCCAUGGAGUCCGCCAGUCAAUUAGUCAUGCGGACAGACAGAGAGACAGUCACUCGGUCAGUCAGCCAGCUAGACAAGCUGUCACUCAGACAAUUGGUGGGUCGUCUAGAUAGUUCGUCAUUCAGUCUGGCAGUCAACAGUCAGGCAGCCAGUCAGGCAGCCAGUCAGGCAGCCAGUCAGGCGAGCAUCCAACCAGUCAUUCUGUCAGUCAGACUGUCAGUUUAUCAGUUAGUAAGUCAGCCAGUCAGACAGUGAGUCUAUCAGUUAGUUAGUCAGUCAGUCAGGCAGGCAUCCUGCCAGCCAAUCAGUCAGUCAAUCAUCUGUCAGUCAGACAGCCAAUCAGUUAGUCAGACAGUCAGUCAAUCAACCAGUUAGUCAGUCAAUCUGUCAGUUAGACAGUCAUUCAGUCAGUUAGAUAGUAAAUUAGUCAGUCAAUGAGUCAGUCAAUGAGUCAGUCAGACAGUAAAUCAGUAAGUCAAUCAACCACAACCCGAGUUAGUUCACUUGCAGUUCUAAUUGAUAUGGGGAAACUGUAUACCACCAUGACCUAACUGUUACCGAUAUAUCUACAGAUCCAUGUUCUGGACUGACUGGGGAGCAGCGCCAAAAAUAGAAACAGCAACAUUAAAUGGAACCGAGCGCACUACCCUGGUAAACACAAACCUUCAAUGGCCAAACGGCAUCACUCUUGAUAGGAAAAACAGGCUCAUAUUCUGGGUUGAUGCCGGGAAAAACAGGCUGGAGUCAAUUAACUAUGAUGGCAACAACAGAAUGUUGCUUUUCGCGAGAAACGAUUUUCACUUUUUCGGAGUAACUUUCGAUUCUCCAUAUAUAUUCAUAUCUGAAUGGAAUUACAAGAGUGUUUUCAAAAUGAAUAUUUCCAAUGGGACGAUAGCUGGGACAUAUCAUUUUGGAGGUCUAAACAAGAUCAUGGGGAUUGUACCGUACGACAGCUCUUGGCAGCGGCAAAGUGAGUCGUCAACACCGUUUAUUGUAUCUCUUAGUUAGUGCGUGUACUUUAAUUACUCAAUGUAGCGGACAUUAUUUAUUUGCACGGCCCGCUAAAUCCAAAGGUUUCCUUGAUUUGAUUUCUUUCUUUUCCAUUUGAACACAGAAAUAUUAUAAAUCUCUUACUAGCCUCGUUUUCUCGGUCCGCACUGUAAAUUGCGGAUGCUUUUUUUUUCCUUUUGAAUUUAUGGCCAAGUAAUACCUAAACUGGCUUUUCUGCUGUUAAGCGACCUUUAAUAUAACCUUUUUACGCCAAAUAGCGCUCGAAGGUUAGUUGUGAUUAAUUACAUGGUCUGAAAAAAGGUAGAAAAAGUUAAGGAUCAAUGUGAUUCGAGCCCUUGCCACCAAAAUACUUGUUCAGCGCAUUUCUUUCCGUUUUAAGUUUUCUUCGAGUUUGUUGAAGCACUAGUAAUGUUUUAGUCAGUAACCCAGGAUGGAACAGCUCAUUACCGACAUUUGAAAGUGAAAGUUACCUCCAAAUGUUUACAAUUAAAAUGCUCUAACAACUAAUUCAGUUUUUUGCGUUUAUCGCAGCAAUCACGUGUUCAAGAUUGCCUUCACCGACAAAUGGAACAAGACUUGGAUGUUCAGGGAACGCAACUGAGUUUUAUGAUACAGUCUGUCGGUUUGGGUGCAAUAAUGGCUAUGUAGGAUCUGGUUCUCAAAUAAGAAGAUGUCAAGAGAAUAAAACUUGGAGUGGUGAAGAGUUUGUCUGUCAAAGUACGUCCCAUCUGUUAGUGAUGCUUGAAAUGUAACACUUUGCUUUUUUUCUCUAGAGCAAUCACGAAGGAAGACAUUAUAGCCCCUUAAGAUGGAAAUGAUAUGGGAUACCGAAGAUAUUGUUGUGCUAUUGGUAUUCUUAUAAAAAGUGUCAUCAGUCAAUUAGUCAGACAGUCAGUCAGUCAGUCAGUCAGUCAUUGGUCAAUGAAGCGGACACUGUUUUACUGUACGGCCCGCUAAAUUCAAAAGUUUAUUUGAUUUGAUUUCUUUCCCUUCUGUUUGAACCCAGAGAUACAAUAAAUAUCUUACGAACCUCGUUUUCUCGGUCUGCACUCUAAGUUACGGAGCCUCUUUUGUCUUUCCUUUUGAACUUAUGGCUAAGUACUACCUAAACUGGCUUUUCUUCGGUUAAGCGACCUUUCAGAUAAAGUUGUUACUGAAAAUAAUCUCCGUAGGCGAGCUGCGAUUAAAGACAUGGUCUGGCAAAAACUAGAAAAAGUUAAGGAUCGAAGGGAUUCGAAUCCUUGACUCAAAGAUACGGUUAGGCGCAUUUUUUCAGUUUUACAUUACGUUCGAGUUGGUUGAAGUACUAGUAUUGUCUUAGUCAGUAACACAGGAACGAACAGCUCAUUACCGACAUUUGAAAGUGAAAAUUACCUCCAAACGUCAACGAUUAAAAUACUUUAGCAGCUAUUUAAGUUUUUUGCGUUUAUUGCAGAAAUAACGUGCCCAGGAUUGCCUUCACCAAUAAAUGGAACAAGACUUGGAUGUUCAGGGAACGCAACUGAGUUUUAUGAUACAGUUUGUCGGUUUGGGUGCAACAAUGGCUAUGUAGGAUCUGGUUCUCAAAUAAGAAGAUGUCAAGAAAAUAGAACUUGGAGUGGUGAAGAGUUUGUCUGUCAAAGUACGUCCCAUAUCUUAGGGAUGCUUGAAAUGUAACACUUUGGCUUUUUUUUCUCUCGAACAAUCACGAAGGAAGACAUUAUAGUCCCUUAAGAUGGAAAUGAUGUAGGAUACCGAUGAUAUUGUUGUGUCAUUGGCUUUUCAUAAAAAGUGUUAUCAGUCAGUACGUCAGACAGUCAGUCAGUCAGUCAUUGGUCAAUGAAGCGGACACUAUUUCACGGCACGGCCCGCUAAAUUCAAAAGUUUGUUUGAUUUUAUUUAUUUCCCUUCUGUUUGAACCCAGAGAUACAAUAAAUAUCUUACAAACCUCGUUUUCUCGGUCUGCACUGUAAGUUACUGAGCCUCUUUUGUCUUUCCUUUUGAACUUAUGGCUGAGUAAUACCUAAACUGGCUUUUCUUCGGUUAAGCGACCUUUAAGAUAAAGUUGUUAUUGAAAAUAAUCCUCGUAGGCGAGCUGCGAUUAAAGACACGGUCUGGCAAAAGCUAGAAAAAGUUAAGGAUCGAAGUGAUUCGAGUCCUUGCCUCCAAGCUACUCUUGGACGCAUUUUUUCAGUUUUACAUUUCCUUUGAGUUUGUUGAAGUACUAGUAUUGUCGUAGUCAGUAACACAGGAAUGAACAGCUCUUUACCAACAUUUGAAAGUGAAAAUUACCUUCAAACGUCAACGAUUAAAAUACUCUAACAGCUAUUUAAGUUUUUUGUGUUUAUUGCAGAAAUAACGUGCUCAGGAUUGCCUUCACCGACAAAUGGAACAAGAAUUGGAUGUUCAGGGAAUGCAACUGAGUUUUAUGAUACAGUUUGUCGGUUUGGGUGCAACAAUGGCUAUGUAGGAUCUGGUUCUCAGAUAAGAAGAUGUCAAGAGAAUAAAACUUGGAGUGGUGAAGAGUUUGUCUGUCAAAGUACGUCCCAUAAUUAAGGGAUGCUUGAAAUAUAGCAUUUGCCUUUUUUUCUCUAGAACAAUUACGAAGGAAGACAUUAUAGUCACUUUAGAUGGAAAUGAUGUAGGAUACCGAAGAUAUUGUUGUGCCAUUGGCAUUCUCAUAAAAAGUGUUACAAGUCAGUUAGUCAGACAGUCAGUCUGUCAGUCAGUCAGUCAUUGGUCAAUGUAGCGGACACUAUUUCACGGCACGGCCCCCAUAAUUCAAAAGUUUGUUUGAUUGGAUUUCUUUCCCUUCUAUUUGAUCCCAGAGAUACAAUAAAUAUCUCACUAGCCUCGUUUUCUUGGCCUGCACUGUAAGUUACGGAGCCUCUUUUGUCUUUCCUUUUGAACUUAUAGCUGAGUAAUACCUAAACUGGCUUUUCUUCGGUUAAGCGACCUUUAAGAUGAAGUUGUUAUUGAAAAUAAUCCCCGUAGGCGAGCUGCGAUUAAAGGCAUGGUCUGGCAAAAGCUAGAAAAAGUUAAGGAUCGAAGUGAUUCGAGUCCUUGCCUCCAAGGUACUGUUGGGCGCAUUUUUUCAGUUAUACAUUUCCUUCGAGUUUGUUGCAGUACAAGUAUUGUCUUAGUCAGUAACACAGGAAUGAACAGCUUUUUACCGACAUUUGAAAAUGAAAAUUACCUCCGAACGUCAACGAUUAAAAUACUCUAGCAGCUAUUUAGGUUUUUUGUGUUUAUUGCAGAAAUAACGUGCUCAGGAUUACCUUCACCGACAAAUGGAACAAGACUUGGAUGUUCAGGGAAUGCAACUGAGUUUUAUGAUACAGUUUGUCGGUUUGCGUGCAACAAUGGCUAUGUAGGAUCUGGUUCUCAAAUAAGAAGAUGUCAAGAGAAUAAAACUUGGAGUGGUGAAGAGUUUGUCUGUCAAAGUACGUCCCAUCUCUUAGUGAUGCUUGAAAUCUAACACUUUACUUUUUUUCUCUAAAACAAACAUGAAAGAAGACAUUAUAGUCACUUAAGAUGGAAAUGAUAUGGGAUACCGAAGAUAUUGUUGUGCUAUUGGUAUUCUUAUAAAAAGUGUUAUCAGUCAGUUAGUCAGACAGUCAGUCAGUCAGACAGUCAGUCAGUCGGUCAUUGGUCAAUGAAGCGGAUACUAUUUUACUACACAGCCCGGUAAAUUCAAAAGUUUGUUUGAUUUGAUACUAUUUGAACACAGAGAUACAAUAAAUAUCUUACUAACCUCGUUUUCUCGGUCUGCACUGUUAGUUACGGAGCCUCUUUUGUCUUUCCUUUUGAACUUAUGGCUGAGUAAUACCUAAACUGGCUUUUCUUCCGUUAAUCUACCUUUAAGAUAAAGUUGUUACUGAAAAUAAUCCUCGUAGGCGAGCUGCGAUUAAAGACAUGGUCUAGCAGCUAUUUAAGUUUUUUGCGUUUAUUGCAGAAAUAACGUGCCCAGGAUUGCCUUCACCGAAAAAUGGAACAAAACUUGGAUGUUCAGGGAAUGCAACUGAGUUUUAUGAUACAGUAUGUCAGUUUGGGUGCAAUAAUGGCUAUGUAGGAUCUGGUUCUCAAAUAAGAAGAUGUCAAGAGAAUAAAACUUGGAGUGGUGAAGAGUUUGUCUGUCAAAGUACGUCCCGUAUCUUAGUGAUGCUUGAAAAUGUAACACUUUUUUUUCCUUAGAACAGACACGAAGAAGGACACAAUACUCUCUAGGAAUGGAAAUGAUGUAGGAUCCGAAGAUAUUUUUAUGCUAUUGGCAUUCUCACUAAAAAUGUAUUAUAUUACCAUAGGUCUAGGUCUAUAGGUCAUUCAUCACUAAACAAGUCUGUCUCUGAAAUUCAAUUAUGGGCUUCAGCGAAUAAGCUCCCAUUAAAUGAAGACAAGACUAAAGUACUUACGAUCACUGGCAAAAGACGCGUGGCCAACAUAAAUAGAAGUGACAUAGAUGUAAUCGUAAAUGGAAAACAGCUCAGUAAUGUGGAUUGUGCUACCUUAUUAGGCGUAGAAAUUGACAGCAAAUUGUCAUUUAAUGAACAUGUUGAGAAAGUAUGUAAAAAGUUGGCCUCUAGAAUCGCAAUAUUGCGUAAGAUCCGAGCGUGUCUACCUCUUAAACAGCGACUUCAGUUUUAUUAUAGCAUUAUUCGCCCUGUUAUGUCUUACGCUAACGUUGUUUGGGCAAAUUGCGAUAAAGAGUCGGUUCAUAGGGUCUUAAGAUUGCAAAAACGUGCGGCACGCGUUAUUUGUUAUGCCGAUCGCAUGACACCAUCAGUUGCUUUGUUUAACAAGCUAGGUUGGAUCCCAUUUUAUGAGCAACAUAAGAUUGAUAAAUGCACAAUAAUGUAUAAGCGAAUUAAUGGGACUUUGCCGAAUUAUCUAAAUGAACACUUAAUUUUAAAUAAUAAGCGGCACUCCCGCAACACUAGAUAUUCAAGCACUAAUGCUGUUUGUCCUAAAUAUAAAAGAGAAACAGAAGGAGGACGCUCUUUCGCUGUUUCGGCAACAAGACUGUGGAACAGUACACCAAUUGAAAUUAGGAAACUAAAUUCUGUAGCAUGUUUUAAAAAGAACAUGUUUGCCAAGAUUUUUAAGGAACAACAAUUUUUGCAUCAUUUCAUAAUUUAAUAAUUUAUUUUUAUCUUAUAAUCGAAUCCUGUCAUAUUCUAUAUUUUAACUGUAUAUAUAUACAUUUUAGCUUACAGUAUUUUAGAUUGUAAAUAGUUGUGAGGGCCACAAGUUUAUUAGCCUUUGGCUAUUAAGUGCCACCCUCUUUAAAUAAAGGCUUUACUUACUUACUUACUAUAUAUAGGUAAAAGGGCACUCCUUACACUGUUUGCCCAUAAUUCUCAAAAGAAAAAAGUUAAUUAAAUAUCUGUAAAGUAUCUCCCCUAAAUCAGGAUGAAAAUUAAUUUUAACCUUUUUCAGUUGUGAUGUGCCCUACUCCGAUGCCACCAGCCAAUAGUGUUAGACAUGGAUGCACUGGGAACGCAACAGAAUACCCUUAUAACACAGAAUGUCAGUUCUCCUGCAUUGAGGGCUAUAAACUCAUUGGCUCUAGCUUGAGAAAAUGCCAAGACAACGGGCUCUGGAGCGGAGGAGGGGAAUUUUAUUGCGAGAGUAAGUUAAAAAAAUAUUGUAGAAACGAUUUUGUUUUCAGACGCGUGGCUUUUAUUAAGCAAUGUAUGAACAUUGCAAAUGCGUCGUAGUAUGUGAGUCUCUUCAACUUCCUCCCAAUAUGAGAACGAAAGGUUCUUGCAACCGGUUGCCAGGCAACGGUUGUCACUUUAUCUGCGAACGAGGCUUCAACUUGAUUGGCCCAGAAAUCCUGUGGUGUAAUAAAGAUGGAUCAUGGACCGGCACGCAACCUCGAUGUGAUGGUAAGCUUACACAACAUUGAACUUAUCCUUCGCAAAUCAGAACUAAAAAAUCCAGCCAAACAAAGGCUCGAAUCUUGAUUUUAUAUCCUUUCGAAUCCUCCACAUGAUACCUUUUUUGGACAAAUUUUCCAGGGCGUCUGAAAACAACCACAUCUCCGCCUCUGAGACUAAUAGCAAAGGCGUCAUAAUGAAUUUUUUGUUUUGUUUAGUUGUUACCUGCCCAAUGUUAUCAUUACCGACCCAUGGUGUAUUCUUGGGAUGUAACACUAAUACGACGGAGAUGUUAUAUGGCACAGAAUGCAGCUUCUCUUGUAAAGAAGGAUCUGUAGCAACUGGUUCAACAGGAAGGAGAUGUACUCAAAAUGGAACCUGGACUGGAACAGACAUUGAGUGUACAGGUAUAGGAUCUGGCAACACCUGGAAUCAUGAAAAUUCAAAUAAUCAUAGUUGUCAUUCGAGAAUCCUACCCACUAAUUCGAUUGGCGAUCUUGAUAAUUAA
This is a messenger RNA of Pocillopora meandrina, 23960 nucleotides long. NCBI's taxonomy places the organism in Eukaryota, Metazoa, Cnidaria, Anthozoa, Scleractinia, Pocilloporidae. The record is from the annotation of a GenBank genome assembly.